Molecule: messenger RNA, 7911 nt
Organism: Paramisgurnus dabryanus
Lineage: Eukaryota; Metazoa; Chordata; Actinopteri; Cypriniformes; Cobitidae
Gene: smg6
Product: SMG6 nonsense mediated mRNA decay factor
Biological process (GO): nuclear-transcribed mRNA catabolic process, nonsense-mediated decay
Cellular component (GO): telomerase holoenzyme complex
Molecular function (GO): telomeric repeat DNA binding; protein binding; telomerase RNA binding
Source: RefSeq, a predicted model, not a curated record
GAAAAUGUUUAUAUUUGAUCCAACAAUGUCUUUAAACCACCCAGCAUUUUUAGAGUGUAAAUAUGGUCCAUUAAAUUACAACCCAACAGGCUGGGUUUGUCCCUUUUUGACCCAACGCUGGUUUGAAAAUAACCCAGCAAUUUUUAAAAUGUACAAACAAAGAAUAAGAGGGUGCUCAAGGGUAAUAUUGGCAUGCUACUGUACUUUUGAAAUUAUCUUAUUUUAUUACUUUUAUUUCAGUUACAUAUAUACAAGUAAUUUGCAUGAUGUUCACAGUAAUUGAGCAUUAAAAAAAAUAAGUUAAACUAUAAAAAGUAAGUCUUAUGUUAUUACAUGACAAACAGCCCCAGAAGGCAUACUGAGGGUUUGUCUCGUGGGUUUCGUGACCGGGUUUCUUUUUUGCCUUCCAAGGGUCAACAAGUGUUUUAUAACCAAGCUACAAAAAUUCUCAGGAAUUUAGGACUUCCUCCAGCGAAGUGUGGUUUGAGUUACUUAUUAUUUAUUUCCAGUCUGAUCCAAACACACAGCUCUGCCGCUUCAUGGUUUUCCUGUUUAUGUGGACAGUGUGUACCAUGGCAACAGCCAAAAAUCCAUCUGUCUUCUACAGUCAUGUGUACUUGCAUUUGUUUCUGCUUUAUUUAUUUUUUUUCAGUAAUAAGUGAUAUCAGUGAUAUUAUUAAGUUUUGAGGGAAUACUUGUGGUUUGGCUGUUCCAUCUGGUGCCUUUUUUAUGGGACAGAGUGGGGUCAAUUGGAGGUGGAGCUGAUAAACAUUGAUAAAUGCUACCUUUAUCUUUCUAAAUUUAAUGCAUACAUUUGUAUUGUAUGGUGUUUAUUUCUGUAAAAUAGAUAUGUAGGCAAUUAAAAUCUAUAAAAGGUUUUAUUAGGACAGUAUAAUGUAUUGAUGACCUCUUACACUUUAAAGAUUUUAUUUUUUCAAAUACUUUGCUAUGAUUAUUUAGUAAUAUAUUAUUGUCAGCACUGCUAUAUGUCUAUUUAUGAAGCUUUUGGCCCUGAACAGUAAGAGUUUAUGUGCUGAGGUUCAAAUAUUAGCACAUGGUCUCUUACUUGUAGGGAAAAGAGUCUCUAUCAUCAACCUCUUGUUAUUUUUGAGUGCCUGGAUUAAAUUGAUGUAUUUACUUGGAAGAUUAAUUUUGAUGAAUUAUGUUUGCAUGAAUCUUACUUGGGCAAACAUAUGAUCUUAAAGAAGAGACCCAUAAAAAAUGAAACAUUUAAGGAUUCACAUCUAAACUAAGCAAGAACUAAAUGUUUAAUAAAAAUAAUUUGAAAUAAUGAAACAAAAUCUAUUGUCUUCACAUGCCGAAAUUUUAUUGAAUCAUUUAUAUUUACAAAGAUUUCACUUUUCAUUAUUUUAUCAAAAAUCUAGUCUAUUCUGCAGUUACAUUCUCUUUCCUCCAGAGGGCGACAUAUGACUGGUAAAUAUUGACUAAAAAAGGUCCAUAUUCUGUUGCUAGUCUCUGCAGUGCAAAAUAAAAUUAUACGAGACAACCUUGUUAAUUAAAUAUUUGUUAAUUAUUCAACUGAGUACACCGGGACACCUGCCCUACUAUCACAGAUGGCACUGCAACCAAUAAAAAAACAUGUGUUUUAUCAAAUGCAUAACAUAUUCUGUCACUUAUUUAAAAUCUUACUUUCAUUAAAUUUGCUUCUGUCUGUUCCACAGGAAUGUUUUUGGAAAAGGAGCCUUUAUUGGCAUCCAGUAUUAGAAUGAAUCACUUGGCCAUCAAGAAACCUUCUGUAUCAUCAAGAGUUCAAAGAGGAAGGUAAAAAACAUCGUCCACGAGAGGGUAAACAUCCAGACCUGCAGCGGUACAAACCUGGUUCUAGUCAGCCACGUAGACACAAGGACAGCAUUGAAGAAGACACACACGGUGCUUGUUCAGACCCUAUGCACACGUUUGGAGACUGCAGUUCUGAAACUGACAUCAAACGUCCUGACAGCUCACCUACAAGUACUGGGUGCUCUUACAUCCCUGUUGUAGAUAACACAGACUCAGCGAGUGAAAGUCAGCUGAAAACAAAAAAUCCUAAUACUAAAGAAUACCCAAGUGGUAAAAAUCAUCAGCUUACAGACGAAAAUGCUGUUAAAAGCACAGAUGCACCCAGAUCACCCAAGCAGUCACGCAAGAUGCGCAAACCCGACCGUGAGAUAUAUCAGCCAGGUGGUCGAAGAUCUCAAAGCAACAAAGAAACUGGGUCAAGCAAAGAACAAGAAGCGGUCGCAAAAGAGGAGAGAACGAGGAAAGAAUCCGUGAAAUCUUUAGAAAAAGAUGAUGAUAAGAAUUUACCGGUGGAGGAGGGGAGGGACAAAGAGGAAAAGAGAAGAAACAGACGAGGGAAAGAUGGCAAGAAGAAGCAAGAUCCAGGAAAACAGAUUAAAGGAACUGUAGACUCCCCUUCUGCAGAAAAAACUGAACCUGAUGUCGAGAACAUUGCUGGGAAAGUCAGAAAUCUUAGCAUCCAGGCUGGGGUCGAAUCUGAGGAAAGCAAAGAAGGAGGAGGCCGGGAUGGUGCGAACAUGAGGAGAAAAUCUGGUGGGGAAGGACGACGAGAGCAAGCAAGUGGAGGUGAUGGAGGAGUGACGGAGGAUAAAAGAAAGGAGAGAGGAAAUGGGAAAUCCAGAGCUGGAAAUGAGAAGGGUAACAACCAUGCAAGGAAAGAUAAAGGCGAGGGAAGAGGCUCUGAGACAGCUCUGCCUGACCAGAAAGUAGAUGGACGACAACAGCGUAAUACUGGAGGAAGGGACGGGAAUCGUGACCAAAAUGUGAAUCACGAUAAACAAAAAGGCAACAAACCAAAAGAUAAUAGAGGGGAGAGAGGGAAAAGAUCUGAAGGGACUGAUUCCAACCGAGGUAACUCGGCUUCAAAGCGCUAUUCUCAGUCCGAUAUCCGAAGACCACGCAAUCGCACCUGUAGCACAAGUUCUGCCAGUAGUGGGACUAGUAUGGACGGGUUUGUUGAAGCUGAGAUACUGCGGGGAGAUGGCCAACAGUCAACUGCACGGACUGUGGAGAGGACAGUUGGACAGAGAGAGUUUGUCCACGGAAGUCAUAUGCGCCCGAGGAGACGGACAGCUCGAACUUUGUCCUCCACAGACUCGCUGGAGGAAAAUGAAUGUUGGGAGAGAGAAGAUAGAAGGGAUGUUGAAGACAGCCGGAGCACAAACAGACGUCUGGCAGGCGGCAGUAGAGGUCAAAGAUCAGUUGCCGCUUGUGGACGAGGAGGAAUCUUGAAGGUUACUUUAGACAAGCCUGCAUGCACAUCAUCAGGUGCCAACGAACAGCAAGUGAGCAAAAAAGCUCAAAACCCUAGAGGUCGGGGCAGGGGCAUCCUGAUACUUCCUGCCCACACUGAUCUAAAAAUGACCUCUGAGCCUAGGCCUCAAGUUAGCGGCAUGAGAGGUGGAAUGAGCCUUGGCAGAGGAAGAGGGGGCCGUGGUGGAGGGACGAGACGACUGUGGGACCCAAAUAACCCAGAUAAGAAACCAGCGUUGCAGUCGAGCCAACAAUCCCAGCAUGCUUCUGUCCAGCAGGCGUUGUACUUACAACAGGGUGGAUGUGGGCCCUUGCAUUUCCUAGACACCGACGAUGAAACUGCAGGAAGUCCUCCGGUUCGUCAGGGGGAGUAUUUCCAAAAUCAUCAAGCUGCUGCGAUGGCUUACUACAAAUUUCAGAAUUCGGACAACCCCUACUGCUAUCCUUUACCAGCGACUUCACCAAACACCCCACAGCGCUAUCCGUACCCAUAUAAUUUUCCUUACCAAAUGCCUGCCGCUAAUGGGAUGUAUCCAGCCACUGCUAUGCCACCUUUUUAUGGACCCUAUGGGCAGGGUGGGCAAGGUUAUCCUUCUUCAGGUGGGUCUGCGCUCACUCCAGAAGAGGCAGAGGUUCAGGCCAGAGGAGAGAUGGGAAAGUUGCUGCGGUUGACUGACAGUCAGGAGCUACAACUGAGUAACCUGCUGUCCCGGGAUAGGCUGAGUCCAGAGGGGCUGGAGAGGAUGGCCCAACUCAGGGCUGAGCUCCUGACAUUAUACGAGCGCGUGAUUUUAACAGACAUAGAGUUCUCAGACUCUCAAAACGUGGACCAGGCGCUUUGGAAACAUGUGUUUUACCAGGUUAUAGAGAGGUUCAGGCAGUUACUGAAGGACCAGUCAUCAGACACAGCCCCACAUAUCAAAACCAUGUUAAUGACCAUACUGGAAGAGGGGGCGGUGUUCUUCGAUUCACUACUGCAGAAAUUGCAGACUGCGUUUCAGUUCAAGCUGGAGGAUUACAUGGACUGCAUGGCAAUACGAGCGAGACCCUUACGCAAGACGGUCAAGUAUGCUCUGAUCAGCGCUCAACGCUGUAUGAUCUGUCAGGGAGAUAUUGCGAGAUAUCGUGAACAGGCCAGUGAGUCUGCUAACUAUGGGAAGGCACGCAGUUGGUAUCUGAAAGCUCAACAAAUUGCUCCAAAAAAUGGUCGACCAUACAACCAGCUCGCCCUGCUUGCAGUUUACACGAAGCGAAAGCUGGAUGCUGUAUACUAUUACAUGCGCAGCCUAGCGGCGAGUAACCCGAUCCUUACAGCCAAAGAGAGUCUGAUGAGUCUGUUUGAGGAAGCCAAACGCAAGACUGACCAGAUUGAACGUAGACAGAAGCAGGAUUCAGAUGGUGGUACCCGCGGUACACAAGGUCAUCCAGGUGGGCGUCGAGGUGAGGACACUGCCCGUGUUGAGAUUUGGAUACGGCCGAGCGGGCAACCAGGAACAUCUCGUACAGGAGGCAGCGAAUCGGGCAAAGACUCUGAGCAUGAUGGAGAGUUGGGCACUUUAAGUGCUAGUGAUCUCAACAAGAGGUUUAUUUUGAGUUUCUUGCACGCUCAUGGAAAGCUCUUCACUAAAGUAGGGAUGGAGAGUUUUCCUGCUGUAGCCAGUAAAGUGUUGCAGGAGUUUCGGGCCCUCCUCCAGCAUAGCCCUUCACCCCUCGGCAGCACACGUAUGCUGCAGAUUGUCACCAUCAACAUGUUCACCAUCCAUAAUGCUCAGAUCAGAGCUCAAGGGCAAGGUGAAGCUCGGUCCGUAUUGGAGGAGCAAACCACAUCUCUAGGUUUGGCUAUGUUUGGUCUCCUAGUCCAACGUUGCACUGAGCUCUUGAAAGAAACGCCUGCCGAGCCUAUCCCAGCAGAAGAACUGGGCGAAUUUGACGAGAUGGACGAUGAAGGGAUGGUACGCGUCUCCGCAUUCCCGUCUGACCUCAGAGAGCUGCUGCCCAGCAUUAAAGUCUGGUCUGAUUGGAUGCUCGGUCACCCGGAUCAGUGGAACCCUCCACCAUGUAGCAUGCAGGGGAGUCCAGACGUGUGGCAGUGCCUCGCAGACCUCUGCAACUCUCUGGCACGCGUGUACGACGGCGAGGCUCCGUUGUAUAAAGCUGACGCAGAUGGGGAAGGAGACGAGGAGCUCAGAGUCCUGCAGCUGGAGGAGGACAAAAUGCUGGCUGGUUUUGUCCCGCUGCUCGCCGCCCCACAGGACCCCUGCUAUAUAGACAAAGGGAUAGAUACGGCCAUAGCAGCUGACUGUAAGAGGGUGACCGUACUGAAGUACUUCCUGGAGGCUCUGUGCGGGCAGGAAGAGCCGCUGCUGGCAUUCAAGGGUGGAAAGUAUAUUUCCAUGGCAACGCCCUCGACAUCCAAAGAAAGCACAGAGAAUAAAACCCAGACACAAGAACUGGAGGAUGAUGUCAUUGUGGAGGAAUCUUCUCUCUCAGCAUCUGAGGGAGAGAUAGAUGGAGACGGAAGUGAAGAUGAUAUCAAAGAGCUGAGGGCGCGCCGUCAUGCUCUCGCACACGAGCUGGCACAACAACAAAAACGCAGAGACAAGAUUCAGGCGGUUUUGCAGACUGGUGGGCAGCUGGAGAUCGAGAUCAGGCCUUUUUAUUUGGUGCCCGACACUAACGGCUUUAUCGAUCACCUUGACGGCCUGAGGAAGCUGCUGGCCUGUGGGAUGUACAUCCUGGUCGUGCCUCUUAUAGUGAUCACCGAGUUGGACGGCCUGGCUAAAGGGCAGGACAGUCGUGAGGGAAACGGUAAUGACGCCCACAUCAGGCAAGUGCAGGAGAGGGCCAGGGCGGCAGUGAUGUUUUUGGAGAAAGCAUUUGAGUCUAGAGAUCCCUCUAUCAGAGCCCUCACCAGCAGAGGAAACACAUUGGAGUCCAUCGCCCUCCGCAGCGAAGACACAUCUGGACAGAAGGGUAACAAUGAUGAUGUCAUCCUGUCCUGCUGUCUGCAUUACUGUCAGGACAAAGCCAAGGACUUCAUGCCUGCUGAGAGAAACGGUCCAGUGAGGUUACACAGAGAGGUGGUCCUGCUCACGGACGACCGUAACCUGCGAGUCAAAGCUCUCACGCGCAACGUUCCGGUACGGGACAUCCCCGCGUUCCUGAGCUGGGCUAAAGUGGGCUGAACCGCAGAAGGGAUUUACAGCUGUACACACCAGUCGUCCUCCACGGCAAGUUCGGAGGAAGUGAUGUCAGAACGGGAGGAUGAAUAUAAAUGGAAAAUUAACACAAGCUGUUUGUCAGGUUGUCAGAAAGAGCGAGACAUCAAGCCACUUAAUAAGAAACAUGCAUUUUUUGCCCUUAAAAAUGCAGCGUGCUAAGAUGGCAGCUUGCUUCUGAGAGAAAAAGAGAGAGAGAGAGAGAAAAGGAUGGAGGGGUUUGAAACGGAUUAGCUGAUUUAGGGUGUUGGUUUAAGCGCAGAGAGAUACGAAUGCACGCAUCUCAUUGGGUGUAAGUGUGAGAGUAACCAGCGUCAGCUGUUUAGCGUGUCGGCUUGUAGUGUUUGCGUGUAAUCGCGAGUGGCCGGUUGUGCUGCGGAUGAAUUCAUUCCGGUUCAAGAUCUCUCUCUAUGCAAGUAGGGACCUUAAUCUGUUCUUAAACAGCCUGUAAUGAGGCGAGAGCUCCAGUAGGGGGCAGUUUGAUGGGAUCAGGGUGAUGAUGAGCGAUUACGCUCGAUCUGAUCUUGAUCUAUGGCCUGGGUGGCAUGUGUGCAAUGUGUUUUUUUUAUUGCAUUGUUUCAUCGCCUCAGCGCAUGCUUUGUUUGCUUCAAGCAGGAUUGUUUUAAUCUUCUUUGGUUUUUACUUGUGUGUUUGUUUCGUGUUUCGAUUCGGCUAAUUUAAAGUUCUUAUGUGCAUUUCUCAAUGUUUUAGUUUCUAAUGUUCAACAUCUUUUUUUUUUUACCUGGCCAGAAGAUUGGACACUGUAUCAUUGAUCAUACAUCGUUUUCAAACUAAUAUAUAAAGUAAAAACUGAACUGGUUAUGUACGAAAAGAUUCAAUUGUCACAAUGCUUCCUUUGUAUUAAUCACAAAAUGUGUCUGUACACGGACAAUAAAAUCACCUGGUGGCUUUAAUUGCGAUUUAUUUUAACAAAUUAUUUGUUUGAGCUCUGUGAUUGGUUGGGACAUCUUUCCAUUACAGCUGUCAUAUUGGUUGAUGAAAUCAAAUGUUUUUUCAUUUUCAUUGAUAUUAAAAAUGUUAAUUGCUUGAUCACAAGCAGCGUAGUGACAAUUUGUGGGUCAUUCACCUUUGUUAAUUAUUAUUGCUGCCCUGCAUUAAUAAGUGCUUCAUCUCAGUUUUUUCUGUGUUUUUGCAUAGUUAAAUAUUACGGGACCUACAUUUUUUCGGUUUAGUAAUCCAUUGUAGUGUGCAUGUAAAUUACAAAUUUAUUUUGAAGCAGCAUCUUAAGUACACGUUGAUAUGUCUCAUUGUAAUGAGGGAUUUGUUUUUAAUGUUUGAUAUGUUUUCAUGUUUGGUCUGUAGAUGUUGCUGUUUUUCAUUUAUGACAAAUACAAUAUCACAUACAAUGUUUUAAGAAUUUUAACCCCAGUCACUGAAAAGCAAUAAAUUCAUAUUUAGA